Cercocebus atys (sooty mangabey) is the source of this 2151-nucleotide messenger RNA. RefSeq lists its product as uncharacterized. Bases 394 to 846 code for a protein of 150 amino acids. NCBI's taxonomy places the organism in Eukaryota, Metazoa, Chordata, Mammalia, Primates, Cercopithecidae. The transcript is spliced from 5 exons. The record is from RefSeq and is a predicted model, not a curated record.
GAUCCACCCACCUUGGCCUCCCAAAGUGCUAGGAUUACAGGUUUGAGCCACCAUGCCCAUUCUAGUUUAAACUUCUGAGUGGUUUAUGUCUCCUGAUUGGACUCCUACAAAUACAGAAUUGAUGCUAGGAAGGAUACCAGGAGAUAGACCCACACAGAUGGGAUUUGGGCAUGGGUUUGGUUAUCCACGGAGCAGUGCUGAGCUCCUUGCCAGUGGGACAUGGGAUGCUGGUGAUUUCCAGGAACUGACCUCACAAUGACUCAAGCUACCACUUACUGUUGAUUGUGAUGAAAUGCCACCUGAGGCAUAUGCCGUGUGAGCUUAGGGGUGCUACAUUUGACCAUGAUGGCAGUAAAGAUGACUCUGAAGAAUGGCAUGGGAUGGAUCCUUUGAAUGCACUCAAGCAGGGGUCUCCAACCACAGGGCCACAGAGCCAGAGCUGGAUCUACCAUGAAAGACUUCAGAAUCCAGGAAGAGAGACUGACUGGGCAACAUGUUAUUCAGGGUCUUGCUCCAUUGUCCAGGCUGGAGUGUAGUGGUGCCAUCACAGCUGACCGUAACCUCAACCUCGCAGGCUCAAGCGAUCCUCGCACCUCAGCCUUCCAAGUGGCUGAGACUAUAGAUGCUUGCUACUAUGCCCAACUAAUACUUGGACUUUUCCUAUAUGUGGGUCCUAGAGGGCUGAAUGUGAAACCUCAGAUGGGACCGUCUUGUUGCAGGAAAACAAGCUUAACAUGCCCACUGAUUCUAUGUUAUGCUGCUGCCUCCUGGCAGCCUCUCCAGAUCCAGAACUUUCUCCAGUCGGCCUCUACGGGUCAAGCUCAUGGCUCACAAUGGCCUAUUUAGGCCCAUACCCUACCUCAUGACAGCCUCCACAGGCCCAGCUCCAUCAUUACAACGGCCUCUUGAGGCCCAGCUCCUGCCUCCCAGCCUUCUCUCCAGGCCCAGAACUUUCUCAAGUCGACCUCACCAGGCCCAGCUACUGCCUCUCAUCAGCCUCCCAAGGGCCAGCUUUUGCUUCACAGCCACCUUCCAAAACUCAGCUCCUGUUUUACAGUGGCCUUUUGAGACUCACCUUCUGUCUCCUGGCAGCCUGUACGGGCCUAGCUCCUGCUGUACAACAGCCUCUUUAGUCCCCCCAGCUCCUGCCUCUGGGCGGCCUAUACAGGCCCAAAAUGUUCACAAGUCGGCCCCUCAAGGCCCAGCUCCUGCCUUCCAUCAGCCUCUCCAGGCCCAGCUGCUGCCUCCAGGUGGCCUCUACAGGCCAAACUCUUUCUCCUGGCUGUGUCUGGAGGCCCAACUCCUGCCUCACAACAACCUCUUUUGGCUCAGCUCCUGCCCAGCUCCUGGUGGCCUUUGUAGGCCCAAAACUGCCCCAAGUCAAGUUCUCCAGACCCACUUCUGCCUCCCAAUGGCCUGGACAGGCCCAGCUCCUGUGCGACAAUGGCCUCUCCAGGCCCAGCUCUUGCCUCCCAGCGGACUCUCCAGGCCCAGCUUUUGCCUCACAGAGGUCUUCCCCGAACAAGUUUCUACCUGCCUCCUGGCAGCCUCUACAGGCCCAGGUCCUGCCUCACACUAACCUCAUUAUGCCCAGCUCAUGCCUCAUGGCAGCAUCCUUAGGCCCAGCUCCUGCGCCCAACAGGCUGUCCAGGCCCAAAACUUCCUCAAGUCCCCUCUUCAGGCAUAGCUCCUGCCUAACACUGGCCUCUUUAGGCACAGCUCUUGCUUCUCAGUGGCCUCGCCAGGCCCAGCACCUGCAUCCCGCUGGCUUCUCCAGGCCAAGAAUUUUCUCAAGUCUGCCAUUCCAGCCCGAACUCCUGCCUCCCAUCGGCCUCUACAGGUCCAACCUCUGCCUCACAGCAGACUCUCCAGGCCCAGCAUCUGCCUCACCACAGCCCCCCAGGCCAAGCUCCUGCCUUUCGGCAGCUUCUACAGGCCUAGCUCCUGCCUCCCAGUGGCCUCUCUAGGCCAAGCUCAUGCCUCACGGUGGCCAUUCUGGCCCAGCUUUUGCCUUUUGGCAGCCUCUCUAGGCCCAGAACUUCCACAAGUGAGCCUCUCCAGGCCCAGCUCUUCCUCCUGGCUGGAUCUCCAGGCCCACCUCCUGCUUCACAACUUCUUUCGGCUCAGCUCCUGCCCGGCUCCUGGAGGUCU